UCCAAGGGUUUUCGGCGAAGCUUCGAUUUUGAAGGUAUCUCAACAAGAAAACACAUUUGGAGAUCAGGGGCUUACUUGAGGUGUUGUUUGGUUUUCUUCGCAGUCGUCUCGACUCUCUGUGUGUCUGGGCCUGCUCUGUAUUGGUGGUUCAGGAAGGGCAUAAGGUUGGGAGACGGUGCUGCUUCUUCUUGCCCUCCUCCUCUCUCCAUUCUUAAGAUUGUUCCUGUUUAUUUUCAGUUUGGUGUCACAUCAGAGACAAAGGAGAUCAAGUCAGCUGGGUUUCUUCAAUCUGGUUCAAGCACAAUAUUUCCAGAUCCUCGUUUUGAAUCAAAUUAUUUUUUGACGAUGAGUUCUGAAGAAUCUAAAGACCCAUUGAAAGGUUUGGACUGGAAAAACAUUGGUGAAUCUAUGCGUAAUGAACCAAGUGUAAGACCCGUUAUAAAGAAACGGCUACCCAAGAAGAUACGGCAAGUUCCAGAAUGCUACUUCCUUCCUCGAAGAUCCUUACCCUCUGCUAUUGCACUCUAUGGAUCAAUAAUUGCUGCUGGUGUUGGUGCUGGGAUGCUCGGUGAGAUUUGGAUAAACAAGAAAGUUAAAGAGGAUGGGGGCGUGAUUUGGGAGUUCGAUAAGUAAUCCCGAAACGGGCAAUUCUGGAGCAGAAAAUAACAAUCUUCCUGCCUGAGUUCCUUAAAGAACAUUCAUUCUAUAGGAACUUUCACUUUAUGAUUGGAAUUUCCAAUUUUUCAAAAUUUCUAAUUUUCAAUCCAUCCAAGUCUUGGAAAAGGGUUUAACUGAAGAUGUGAAGAGUGUUUCCUUUACACUAUGCUUGAUGGGGAGGGGGAAGUCUUAGAUACCUUCCUUUGUAGAUUACUUUGUGGCCAUUCCAGAAAUAACAACUUGAAUUCGUUAAAAUCAACCAAUCAAGAGUUGGUGGUUGAACUACGAAGAUCAUUAUUUUUACUAA
Molecule: messenger RNA, 964 nt
Organism: Malania oleifera
Lineage: Eukaryota; Viridiplantae; Streptophyta; Magnoliopsida; Santalales; Ximeniaceae
Exons: 4
Source: RefSeq, a predicted model, not a curated record